This is a messenger RNA of Cucurbita moschata (crookneck pumpkin), 1453 nucleotides long. RefSeq names its product splicing factor 3B subunit 4-like. Bases 114 to 1256 code for a protein of 380 amino acids. Gene Ontology annotation, molecular function: RNA binding. Gene Ontology annotation, biological process: positive regulation of mRNA splicing, via spliceosome. The transcript has 9 exons. Gene Ontology annotation, cellular component: nucleolus; U12-type spliceosomal complex. NCBI's taxonomy places the organism in Eukaryota, Viridiplantae, Streptophyta, Magnoliopsida, Cucurbitales, Cucurbitaceae. The record is from RefSeq and is a predicted model, not a curated record.
AGAAAACAAAACCCCGUAGGAACUCCUUCGACUCUCCCCAGUCUGCAAGAGGUUUUAGAUUGUAGUUUCUGAUCCCCAAACGCGGCAACUGGUUCACCGACUCGCCGGAGAAGAUGACGACGAAGAUAGCGCCGGGAGUCGGAGCUAAUCUGCUCGGCCAGCACGCCCCCGAGAGGAACCAAGACGCCACUGCCUAUGUCGGCAAUCUAGAUCCCCAGGUUUCUGAGGAGUUGCUUUGGGAGCUGUUUGUUCAAGCCGGCCCAGUUGUUAAUGUGUACGUUCCGAAGGAUAGAGUUACUAACUUGCAUCAAGGAUAUGGAUUCAUUGAGUUUCGCAGUGAGGAAGAUGCAGAUUACGCAAUUAAGGUUUUGAAUAUGAUUAAGCUCUACGGGAAGCCAAUUCGUGUAAACAAGGCAUCUCAAGACAAGAAGAGUUUGGAUGUGGGAGCGAAUCUCUUCAUAGGAAACCUCGACCCCGAUGUCGAUGAAAAGCUCCUCUAUGAUACUUUCAGUGCUUUUGGGGUCAUUGUGACAAAUCCUAAGAUUAUGAGAGAUCCAGAUACAGGAAAUUCGCGUGGGUUUGGUUUUAUUAGCUACGACUCUUUUGAAGCAUCUGAUGCAGCAAUAGAGGCAAUGAAUGGCCAGUAUCUUUGUAAUCGUCAAAUAACGGUUUCUUAUGCCUAUAAGAAAGAUACCAAGGGUGAACGACACGGCACACCUGCGGAGAGAGUAUUGGCUGCUAGCAAUCCCCAGAAGAGUAGACCUCACACUUUGUUUGCAAGUGGCCCUCCGACACUUCCAAAGGUUGCACAGCCUAACGGCACGAUGGGAACUCUGAUGCCACCACGCCCCUUCGCUAAUGGUGGCAUUGCUCCCAGCCCAAUUCCUGCUAUACGUCCUCCACCACCGCAAGGGGUGGCUUUCCCCCCUAUGCAGAUGCCUGGACAACCACCAGCCUGGCAGGGUCAGCCGCAGCAACAAGGUCAAAUUAUGCCGGGUUCCAUGAUGCUACCCCCUGUUCAGCAGUUUCGGCCACCUCCCCCAAACAUGCCUCCGCCACCGCCUCAGGCUCCUGGUCAUUCCAUGCCUAUCCCUCCACCAAUGGGAAUGGGAGGAGGACAGCCACCUCUUUGGCGACCACCACCACCGCCAAUGCAACAGCAGCAGCAGCCGGGAAGGCCCCCUAUGCAAAUGUCGUCGAUGCCCCCACCGCCACCUCCGAAUCACAUUCCACCACCUCAUCCAUCUUCUGGCUAAGACAUUAUUAUGCUAAGCUAGCAAUGAGAAUGAAGUUUUUUCUGCCUGAACAUCGUGUUUAUUUCUUUUUUAUGAUAAUGUUCAGUAGGUUGUUAUAUUAUCAUUCAAAUUGUAACACUUUCAUCCGAGAAAUUAGUAGGAAGCAAUAUGACAUCUUUGCUACAAAAUAGAGAAUGUUCUCAUCUUAGUUUGGGAUA